GGGGGGGCCGGGCGCCCACCGGAAGUUCUCCUCACGGGCUCCGCCGGGCCAGGGUGAGGUGAGCCCCCGCUCCCAGCCCCUCUCGGGUGCAUCCCAGCAGUCGUGCCCGGCGCCCGGGCGCAGAAGGCACGAUGUCGACGGGGGCGGAUGUGCGGGACAUCCUGGAGCUGGGCGGGGAGCUGGAGAGCCCCGGAACCAUCAGCAAGAAGGACAUCAUCAACUCGGACAAGAAAAAGUCCAAGAAGUCAUCGGAGACGCUGACGUUCAAGAGGCCCGAGGGAAUGCACCGGGAAGUCUACGCCCUGCUCUACUCCGACAAAAAGGACGCGCCCCCACUGCUGCCCAGUGACACCACACAGGGCUACCGCACCGUGAAGGCCAAGCUGGGCUCCAAGAAGGUGCGGCCCUGGAAGUGGAUGCCCUUCACCAACCCCGCCCGCAAGGAUGGCGCCAUGUUCUACCACUGGCGGCGAGUGGCCGAGGAGGGCAAGGACUACCCCUUUGCCAGGUUCAAUAAGGCGGUGCAGGUGCCCGUGUACUCGGAGCAGGAGUACCAACUGUACCUGCACGACGACGCCUGGACCAAGGCCGAGACCGACCACCUCUUCGACCUGAGCCGCCGCUUCGACCUGCGCUUUGUCGUCAUCCACGACCGCUACGACCACCAGCAGUUCAAGAAGCGUUCGGUGGAGGACCUGAAGGAACGCUACUACCACAUCUGUGCCAAGCUGGCCAACGUCCGGGCCGUGCCGGGCACCGACCUCAAGAUGCCCGUGUUCGACGCCGGUCACGAGCGGCGCCGCAAAGAACAGCUUGAGCGGCUCUACAACCGCACCCCAGAGCAGGUGGCAGAAGAAGAGUACCUCAUCCAGGAGCUGCGCAAGAUCGAGGCGCGCAAGAAGGAGCGCGAGAAGCGCACGCAGGACCUGCAGAAGCUCAUCACGGCGGCGGACACCACCACCGAGCAGCGGCGCACCGAGCGCAAGGCCCCCAAGAAGAAGCUGCCCCAGAAGAAGGAGACGGAGAAGCCGGAUUCCUGCUCCCGGGAUGCCUUGCGAGCUGUUCCCGAGACGGCCGGCAUCAAGUUUCCUGACUUCAAGUCCGCGGGCGUCACACUGCGCAGCCAGAGGAUGAAGCUGCCCAGCUCGGUGGGACAGAAGAAGAUUAAAGCCCUGGAGCAGAUGCUGCUGGAGCUGGGAGUGGACCUGAGCCCGAUGCCGACGGAGGAGCUGGUGCAGAUGUUCAACGAGCUGCGUAGCGACCUGGUGCUGCUGUACGAGCUGAAGCAGGCCUGCUCCAACUGCGAGUACGAGCUCCAGAUGCUGCGGCACAGGCACGAAGCCCUGGCCCGGGCUGGGGGCCUCGUGGGACCCCCCAGCGCCGAGCCCCCCGCUGCCGAAGGAACCCCGGGGCCCGAGCAGGCCCGGCCGGACGGCAGGGACGCCGGCGUGGACGUGGUGGGAGCCCCUCUCACCCCCAACUCGAGGAAGCGACGGGAAUCGGCCUCCAGCUCGUCCUCCGUCAAGAAGGUGAAGAAGCCGUGAGCCCCGCGGCCCGGAGCCCAGGACUGUGCCAGGGAGGGACGGGGCCGGUGUGGGCCUCUGCCGGGUGAGGCCCUGCCCCCGUGGGCAUGGAGGGGCCGGGCGGAGGGCUGGGACCCGUGAGCCCGGGUGUAAAUAGAACUGCUCUUCCUGUCGCCA
Messenger RNA from Tachyglossus aculeatus (Australian echidna), 1700 nucleotides. It is a transcript of the gene DMAP1, whose product is annotated as DNA methyltransferase 1 associated protein 1. NCBI's taxonomy places the organism in Eukaryota, Metazoa, Chordata, Mammalia, Monotremata, Tachyglossidae. The transcript has 12 exons. Gene Ontology annotation, biological process: DNA repair; negative regulation of transcription by RNA polymerase II; chromatin remodeling. Gene Ontology annotation, molecular function: transcription corepressor activity. The record is from RefSeq and is a predicted model, not a curated record. Gene Ontology annotation, cellular component: Swr1 complex; nucleus; NuA4 histone acetyltransferase complex. Bases 132 to 1544 code for a protein of 470 amino acids.